AUGGAUGAUGCUUAUGCUACUGCUAUUAGGAACUGUGAUCCUGAUGGCCCUCUCAUGCUUUAUGUGUCAAAGAUGAUUCCAGCAUCGGAUAAGGGUAGGUUCUUUGCGUUUGGUCGGGUAUUCGCCGGCAGGGUCUCAAUUGGUUUGAAGGUCAGAAUCAUGGGUCCUAAUUUGUCCUGGGAGAGAGAGAAUUUGUACGUCAAGAGUGUUCAGAGAACUGUUAUUUGGAUGGGUAAGAGGCAGGAAACAGUUGAGGAUGUACCGUGUGGGAACACAGUUGCUUUGGUUGGUCUAGAUCAAUACAUCACCAAAAAUGCAACCCUGACCAAUGAAAAGGAAGUUGAUGCGCAUCCAAUUAGAGCAAUGAAGUUCUCCGUGUCACCUGUUGUACGUGUUGCUGUCCAGUGCAAGGUUGCAUCCGAUCUUCCGAAGCUUGUUGAAGGUUUGAAGCGUUUGGCUAAGUCAGAUCCUAUGGUUGUCUGUUCCAUUGAGGAGUCUGGUGAGCAUAUUAUUGCUGGUGCUGGAGAACUCCACCUGGAGAUAUGCUUGAAGGACUUGCAAGAUGAUUUCAUGGGUGGUGCUGAAAUAAUAAAUCAGAUCCAGUUGUGUCCUUUCGUGAGACUGUUCUUGAGAGGUCCUCUCGCACUGUUAUGA
Molecule: messenger RNA, 654 nt
Organism: Fraxinus pennsylvanica
Lineage: Eukaryota; Viridiplantae; Streptophyta; Magnoliopsida; Lamiales; Oleaceae
Source: the annotation of a GenBank genome assembly